UGGGUCGGCGUGCCUCGCCCUGUUCCUCCCUUAAGGGUGGGGUCCAGUAAUAAAGCUCCAGAGGAGUCGGAGACCAAGGCUGGCGGCAGAGAGAGCCCAGAGCACAGCACACAGAGCCAUGGGGCAAGAGACCCUGGCCCUCGGCUGGGCCCUCGCUGCCGUCCUGGUGCUGCAGACACUGGCUGCGGCCGAGCACUCCCCACGGACCCCACACAGGCGAGCAGAGGUGUUUGCGGACCUCAGCGUCCAGGAGCUGAAGGCUGUGCACAACUUCCUCUGGUCCCGGAAGGAGCUGAACCUGGAGUCCUCCCGAGCACUGACCAUGGCCAAGAACUGUGUUUUCCUCAUUGAGAUGCUGUUGCCCAAGAAGCAAAAUGUGCUGAGGUUUCUGGAUAAAGGUCAAAGGCGUCCCGCUAGGGAGGCACGAGUCGUCAUCUUCUUCGGAGCCCAGGAGCACCCUAACAUCACUGAGUUUGCGGUGGGGCCCCUGCCGUGGGCUUACUACAUGCGAGAGCUGUCCCCCAAGCCGGGGUAUGAGGCUGCCUGGGCCUCCAGGCCAAUCUCCUUGGCAGAGUACGCCCUCCUGAGCCACACCCUGCAGGAGGCCACCAAGCCGCUGCACCGGUUUUUCCUUGACACCACAGGCUUCUCGUUCCAGGACUGCCACUCCCGAUGCCUGACUUUCACAGAUGUGGCACCCCGGGGCGUGGCCUCUGGCCAGCGCCGCUCUUGGUUCAUCUUGCAGCGCUUCAUAGAAGGCUUCUUCUUGCACCCCACUGGGUUGGAGCUCCUCGUGGAUCACGGAAGCACGAACGCCCGGGACUGGACGGUGAUGCGGGUCUGGUACAACGGGAGGUUCUACCAAAGCGCGGAAGAACUGGCACAGAAGUAUGAGGCAGGAGAAGUGGACGUGGUGGCCCUGCAGGACCCACUUCCCAAGGGCAAGGAGGAGGAAGAGAGCCUCGAGGAGCCACCCCUCUUCUCCUCCUACACACCACGUGGGCACUUCACCCCUCCCAUCACUGCGAACGGCCCCCGCCUGGUCCAGCCCCAAGGCCCCCGCUACAAACUGCAGGGCAACACCGUGCUCUACGGGGGCUGGAGCUUUGCCUUCAGGCUGCGCUCCUCCUCCGGGCUGCAGGUCCUGAAUGUGCACUUUGCGGGUGAGCGCAUAGCCUAUGAGGUGAGCGUGCAAGAGGCCAUAGCACUGUAUGGGGGACACACACCUGCAGGCAUGCAGACCAAAUACAUGGACGUGGGCUGGGGCUUGGGCAGCACCACUUACGAGUUAGCCCCUGGCAUCGACUGCCCAGACACAGCCACCUACCUGGAUGCCUUCCACUAUUACGAUGCUGAUGGCCCUGUGCGCUACCCCCGGGCCCUCUGCCUCUUUGAGAUGCCCACUGGGGUGCCCCUUCGGCGGCACUUUGAUUCCAACUUCAGCGGUGGCUUCAACUUCUAUGCGGGUCUCAAGGGACAGGUGCUGGUGCUGCGAACUACAUCAACGGUCUACAAUUACGACUAUAUUUGGGACUUCAUCUUCUACCCCAAUGGGGUGAUGGAGGCCAAGAUGCAUGCCACCGGCUAUGUGCAUGCUACCUUCUACACCCCCGAGGGGCUGCGCUAUGGCACCCGCCUGCACACGCACCUGAUCGGCAACAUUCACACCCACUUGGUGCAUUACCGCAUUGACCUGGACGUGGCAGGCACCAAGAAUAGCUUCCAGACCCUGCAGAUGAAGCUGGAAAACAUCACGAACCCCUGGAGUCCAGGACACCGCAUCGUCCAGCCGACCUUGGAGCAGACACAGUUCUCCCGGGAGCGCCAGGCGGCCUUCCGCUUCAAACAGACGCUGCCCCAGUACCUGCUUUUCACCAGCCCCAAGGAGAACCCCUGGGGCCACCAGCGCAGCUACCGCCUGCAGAUCCACUCCAUGGCCCAUCAAGUGCUGCCCCCAGGCUGGCAGGAGGAGCAGGCUGUCACCUGGGCCAGGUACCCCUUGGCGGUGACCAAGUACCGGGAGUCCGAGCUAUUCAGCAGCAGCAUCUAUAACCAGAACAACCCCUGGGACCCACCUGUGGUCUUUGAGGAGUUUCUUCACAACAAUGAGAACAUUGAAAACGAGGACUUGGUGGCUUGGGUCACAGUGGGCUUCCUGCACAUCCCCCACUCCGAGGACAUCCCCAACACGGCCACUCCAGGAAACUCCGUGGGCUUCCUGCUCCGGCCCUUCAAUUUCUUCCCAGAGGACCCCUCCCUGGCCUCCAGAGACACCGUGAUUGUGUGGCCCCGGGACAAUGGCCCCAACUAUGUCCAACGCUGGAUCCCCAAGGAGGACCAGGACUGCUUGGUGCCCCCCACAUUCAGCUACAAUGGAACCUACAGGCCCACGUGAAGGGCUCCCUGCCUCCAACUCACACUUCCUAGAAGCCAGAGGGAUGGACAGUCAGCCCUCCCCACGCACCAGGCUCAGCUCCGUGUGCUGCUGCUCCAGACACGCCCCCGACCCAAAAGGAGACCACCCGCCUGGUCAUCGACUGAACAGGCUUCCCCCACUGCCACCUGGCGUCCAGAGCCCAAGGACGGCUUUCCUCCAUCACUUCCCACCCCUGCCUGGCUCACGGGAGCCUGAGCAGAGGAGCAGGGGGGGAGAGCCAGCGACCCUGACCGUCCCCAGGCCAGGACCCUUGGACAGGGGCUCAGACUGGACUGGGAGCAGAGGAAAACUUUGAAUUGGAUGUCAGAUGUUUCAAAGUUAUUUAAUGUGGCUGUUUAAUGACAUAAUUAAAAAGCGAUGAUAGA
Manis javanica (Malayan pangolin) is the source of this 2802-nucleotide messenger RNA. It is a transcript of the gene AOC1, whose product is annotated as amine oxidase copper containing 1. Gene Ontology annotation, cellular component: plasma membrane. Gene Ontology annotation, molecular function: primary methylamine oxidase activity; copper ion binding; quinone binding. Lineage: Eukaryota; Metazoa; Chordata; Mammalia; Pholidota; Manidae. The record is from RefSeq and is a predicted model, not a curated record. Gene Ontology annotation, biological process: response to antibiotic; amine metabolic process.